AUGAGCAACAACGAGGAUGCCGCCAUCAGCGAUCUCUGCCGCAAGAUUGAGCGCGAGAAGACGCUGAUCGCCGGCUUUAAUUCCAUGCGACAGGCCACAAACAACAGCCAGGUCAACUCGCGUAUCGACUCGCAGGUCCGCGAUGCCCAGAGGAACCUCAAGUACUUUGAGAAGACGCUGCAGGAUCUGCAGUCUCGCAAGCUGGGCGACCACAUGAACAACGUCAGCCUCACCAACGACGCUGGCCCGCCGCCCCCGCCCUCGCACCACGACGACCAAGACCCCGGCAGCUACGGCACCCCCGGCCCUGGCGGUUACAGCCAGGGAGGCGGCAACGGUCUGAUGCCUCCUCGCGCUCCCUACGCCCCGCCCGCCCCCGGCCAAUCCGCUCUCAAGAACAGGCCCAACUACAGCCGCCUGGACCUCAUCAAGGCCGAAACCCCUCAUCUGGGCCCGCGCAUCCAACUCAUGCUGUCACAACUCGAGUUCAAGCUCAGUGUCGAAAAGCAGUACAAGGAUGGUAUCGAGAAGAUGGUCCGCUUGUACCAGCUCGAGGGAGACCGCAAGAGCAGAGCCGAGGCCGAGGGCCGUCGCAUCGAGAGUAGUCAGAAGAUCCACCUUCUCAAGCAGGCUCUCAAGCGCCACGAAGAUUUGCACGUCGCCGACAUCAGUACCGAUAUGCAAGACGACGACAGCUUGAACAUCCCCAGUCAGCGCAAGCCCCUCAGCGGCUACCUGUCCAUCCGCAUCCAGGCCAUUGCCGACGUUGACCACGCCGCGACGGGCCGAUUCUCGCGUGGCCCGGAGACGUUCGUCAUGGUCAAAGUCGAGGACAGUUUCAAGGGCCGCACCAAGGCCACACGAACCGACCGCUGGACCGACGAGCAACACGACUUUGACAUUGACAAGGCCAAUGAAAUCGAGCUGACCGUCUACGACAAGGCGGGUGAACAUCCCAUGCCAAUCGGUAUGCUGUGGGUGCGCAUCUCAGACAUCGCAGAGGAGAUGCGUCGCAAACGUAUCGAGAGCGAGGUUAAGAACUCGGGCUGGAUUUCUGCAGACCACAUGGGCGACUCGGGAGUGAAGCCUGACAUGCAGUUCUCGGCUCCUCCAGGAAGCUCUGGCGCCGGCUCAGCACACGGUAGUCAACAAGGUCCCGCCGGUGGAGCCUCUGGUGGCUUUGGAGGCGGCCCAGCACCCACGACCAACCCUGUUGUAAUCGACGACUGGUUCUCGCUCGAGCCUGUUGGCAAGAUCAAGCUCAACUUGAGCUUCGUCAAACAAACACGCGAACGCAGACCUUUCGACGUAGGACUCGGGCGCAAGGGCGCCGUUCGCCAGCGCAAGGAGGACGCAGUCGAGCAGUACGGUCACAAGUUUGUGCAGCAGACUUUCUACAACGUCAUGCGCUGCUCGCUGUGCGGUGACUUCCUCAAGUACACGGCUGGUAUGCAGUGCUCAGACUGUCGCUUGACAUGUCACAAGAAGUGCUAUCCAAGUGUCGUCACAAAGUGUAUCAGCAAGUCCAAUGCCGAAUCCGACCCCGACGAAGAGAAGAUCAACCACCGCAUUCCUCAUCGCUUCGAGGCCUUCUCCAACAUGGGUGCCAACUGGUGCUGCCACUGUGGCUACAUGCUGCCUCUUGGAAGAAAGCAGGCUCGCAAGUGUACAGAGUGUAGCUCGACCUGCCACAACAACUGCAUCCACUUUGUUCCAGACUUCUGCGGCAUCUCCAACGAGAAGGCCAACGAGAUUCUGGGCGAGAUCCGCAGAGCAACCAAGGGUCGCCAGGGCACCAGCAUGUCGGAGCGCAAGUUGCGCCCUGGCACCGCAAACAGUGUCAGGCCCCCAGCUCAACCUUCGCAGCCUUCAUUCAUGCCUACACCCUCUCAUCAAGACCAGGCUUCGAAUCCUCAAGACAGGCCACUUUCAUACGGCAAAGACCGCAUGUCCGACGCCUACGAUGCUCCCCCUCGCUCCUCGCAGUACGGCGCUCCCGCCACCUCGGUCGAUGCUGCUCGUGCAUCUUUUGCUGCUCCUCCUUCCCCUCAACAGCCCGAAGCUCGCCCGCCGCCCGCUCACCGUCAAUACUCGUCCCAAUCUGCUGCAGCCGCCGCAGCCGCCGCUCUGUCAGGCAAGCGUUCGUCCGCCGCAGAACAACGAAUCCCUCCCUACAACCGCUCCUCGACCGACUACCAGAAACAGCAACAGCAGCAGCAACAACAGCAACAACAGCAGCAGCAGUCGAGCCAAAGAAGCUCCACCGCAUCGAGCAGCGCCGACCAAUACGCCCAGCAGAGAAACUCUCAGCCACAGCCUGCAGGCUACAAUCCAGCAGACUAUGCUGCCGUCAGCGGCUUCCCUGUCCAGCCUCUCCAGCAACCUCCUCAGCAAUCUCAGCCUCCUCGCCAGCAAUACCCCGCUGCAACAAACCAAAGCCCUCCUUCUACUGCCACUCCUGCAUCACCGCCGAGCAAGGCCCCAACAUCUAUGGCUCCUCCUGCAAGAAAGACUCAAGGUGGCAACAUCCGUGUUGGUCUCGAUCAUUUCAACUUCCUUGCUGUGCUCGGUAAGGGUAACUUCGGUAAGGUCAUGCUUGCCGAGACAAAGCAGUCCAAGCAAUUAUAUGCCAUCAAGGUCUUGAAGAAGGAGUUCAUCAUCGAGAACGAUGAAGUCGAGAGCACGAGGUCAGAAAAGCGUGUCUUCCUGAUCGCCAACAAGGAGAGGCAUCCUUUCCUGACCAACCUCCAUGCUUGUUUCCAGACAGAGACCAGAAUCUACUUUGUCAUGGAGUACAUCAGUGGUGGUGAUUUGAUGUUGCACAUUCAGCGUGGCCAGUUCGGCACCAAGCGCGCUCAGUUCUAUGCUGCUGAAGUCUGUUUGGCACUGAAGUACUUCCACGAGAACGGUGUCAUCUAUCGUGAUUUGAAGCUUGACAACAUCCUACUUACUUUGGAUGGUCACAUCAAGAUUGCCGAUUAUGGUCUUUGUAAGGAAGACAUGUGGUACGGAAGCACAACUAGCACAUUCUGCGGUACUCCCGAGUUCAUGGCGCCAGAGAUUCUUCUCGACAAGAAGUACGGCCGUGCUGUAGAUUGGUGGGCCUUUGGUGUUCUCAUCUACCAGAUGCUUCUUCAACAAUCUCCAUUCCGUGGUGAGGAUGAAGAUGAAAUCUAUGAUGCCAUUCUGGCAGACGAGCCUCUCUACCCUAUCCACAUGCCGCGCGAUUCGGUAUCAAUUUUGCAAAAGCUACUCACACGCGAGCCCGAGCUCCGUCUUGGCAGCGGACCAACCGAUGCUCAGGAGAUCAUGAGCCAUCCAUUCUUCAAGAACAUCAACUGGGAAGAUAUCUACCACAAGCGUGUUCCUCCGCCGUUCUUGCCUACCAUCAAGGGCAAGGCUGACACCAGCAACUUCGACUCCGAGUUCACAAGUGUCACUCCUGUGCUCACGCCUGUGCAAUCAGUCUUGACACAAGGCAUGCAAGAAGAGUUCAGAGGAUUCUCAUACACGGCCGACUUUGUAUGA
Aureobasidium namibiae CBS 147.97 is the source of this 3528-nucleotide messenger RNA. RefSeq lists its product as uncharacterized. NCBI's taxonomy places the organism in Eukaryota, Fungi, Ascomycota, Dothideomycetes, Dothideales, Saccotheciaceae. Gene Ontology annotation, molecular function: ATP binding; diacylglycerol-dependent serine/threonine kinase activity. The record is from RefSeq and is a predicted model, not a curated record. The transcript is spliced from 4 exons. Bases 1 to 3528 code for a protein of 1175 amino acids. Gene Ontology annotation, biological process: signal transduction; protein phosphorylation; fungal-type cell wall biogenesis.